AAGAAGACAGUACGAUCAGGACUCCAGCCAACCUGAGCCAACGCAGUGUAAGGAUGAAGUGGAAGAGUUAAAAAGACAGAACAGAUGUUGCUGGGCUCCUUGGCACGAACUGCCUGCUUCAGGUCCUUCAACAGUAUUUCUGUAGAAUUAAGGUGACUCAGUUAUUCCAAAACAUUAGCUUUCUUUUGCUCUAACCAUCCUUUGGUAGAACAACAUGUGUAUUAUUGUCUUUUUUCAUGACGCACUUUCUGUUGAGCAUCAGGUCAUGGACGGAUGUCUUGACAUUUUCCUGUAGAAUUUGUUGUUACAUCUCAGAACUCUUAACUCCAUCAAUGUUUGCAAAUCGUCCUGCUCCAGAUGCAUCAAAGCAGGCCCGUACCAUGAUACUGUCGCCACACUGUUUCACAGAUGGGAUGAGAGUAUUAUGUUGGAAUGCAGUGUUUGCUCACUGCCAAAAAAAGCUUCUGAUUCAAGCUUUUAAAAUGGGUUUGUAACCCUUUUCCAACCUGGUGAGUAUCAACAACUCUUCUUCUAAGGUUUUCAAAAAUCUCCUUUGUUUGAGCCACGACACACACUUCCACCAGCAUGUGUUGUGAAGCUCUAACUUUGACAAUGAAGAACCAAAUUUCUCUUCUUUAAAUUAGUCGGGGCCUCCCAGACUCACACUUGAUUGUCAUCUUAUUGAUUGAAACAUCUGACUAUCUUCACUUAUUUAUGCCUCAUACAAAUAUGUGACAGUGGAUAAUUUUCCUCGCUGGAUGCACACAUGGAUAAGUAUUGAAGAUCAAAAGAAGAAAAUCACGACCCUGUCACAGCAGCCUACAUGCAAUCCAGUGUUCAGGCGAUUCCUUAGUAGACUCCUGAAGGAGGUACAAAGAGUUGGUUUGCCCAGUGACACCACAGACAUGGUGUACGAUGCCAAAAUCAGACUGUCCAGACAAUCUAUGACAGAAAUACAGAAACUUCUGGAUGGUGAAGAAAGCUGGAGAACAGGAGCUCUGGAUGAUGCCAUCAGUCGGAUACUAGUAGAUCUUAAACCACAUGACUAUGAGGCCUGGAAGUGGCGUUUUGAAGACACCUUUGGCGUGGAGCUUUACACUCUCUUACAAGUGGGUCUGUUUGUUCUGGUUUUAAUGGCCAUCGUCUGCACUCAGCUGUGGUCAACAGUUUCCUGGUUUGUGCAGAUCAAGAGACUGUUAAUAAUCUGCUUCUUAGUCAGUAUUGUCUGGAACUGGUUCUAUCUGUACAAGAUUGCCUUUGCUGAGCACCAAAACAAUAUAGUGAAGAUGGACAGUGUCAAUGAAAAAUGCACAGGAAUGAAGAAAAUUGACUGGAGUGAUAAUUUGAGAGAGUGGGCGAGAAGCACCUUUACUCUUCAGGAUGAUCCUUGUAAGAAAUACUAUGAAGUCCUCAUGGUCAACCCUAUUCUGCUUGUACCUCCCACCAAAGCAAUCUCAGUUACCAUCACGACCUUCUUCACGGAGCCACUGAAACAUGUUGGCCAGGGGAUCAGUGAGUUUCUUCAAGCCCUCCUCAAAGAUAUGCCAAUUACCCUGCAGAUCCCAGUUCUUCUUACUGUCAUGUUCACCGUUUUGGCAUGCUGUUAUGGAAGUGUGCAGGGAGCCUUCAGGUAUGGCAUUGCUGCGCCUCUGCGCCGCCGUCGUCGAAGAGAUCCACCCCUUCCACCAGCGAACCAACCACAGCUUCCUCUUCAGAGGACUGAGGACCGUAACCAGCUAGCAGGAGGGGAUGCACCACAGCAGGCCCCAAGGCAAAGAUUAGAGCAGAACCAGAUUCGUCAGAGGCGAUUCAACCAAGACAGGGAAGAACCCCCUAGGGCAGUGGAAUCCCUGAGCAGAGCCGACGUACCCUUCAGUGAGGAUGAGAUGGAUGGUGAACAGCGUGAGGGAAGUCCUGUAUCAGAGCACACAGAGCAGAGUCUCUCUGCUGCUGAAAGUGAUCCUCAAAGUGAGUCAGAAUCAGACAACCAGCAGGACACACAAGAGAAGCUGGAAGGAGCGAGUGCUAGCAGUGGGGCUAACAGGGGAGCCGAAGCUAACGAGGCCCAAUCAAACACUAAACCCACAGAUUCAACUCAGGAAAAGGCCAAACCUUUGAAAGCAUAUGAGAAAGUUUCUCGAGACGAGCCCCACAGAAACGCAACAGCAGCCAGAUCUCAGCCUGCACAACCUGCUCAGAACCUGGAAGCUCCAGAUGAAGACAGAACGUCCUCUGACUCAUUGACACAUGUUGAAACACUCGGGAUAUCUGUUCAGGAGACAUUAGUGGAAUAGACACUGUCUGCAUUAGUCAAAAGCAGCAACAUUGUCCUCAUCACUGUUUGACACUUUUUGCUGGACUGUGGAGGCAGUGACAACAAAGACAGUCCUUCAGUCUAUCCCUUACUGAUUGACUUACAUUGUUGAAAUGGAUGUGGCCCUUUUUGCCAGUGUGGAGGGAAUUUAUUCUAAAAAAAAAAAAAAGUCUUGCUUCUGUGCAGUCAGCUGAACAUGACUUUUCCUGAAAGGGGACACUAACCUGACUGAACUGGUAUCAGGGAAAUGGGAAUCUUAUUUGUGAAAACCAGCAUUUACUUGUUUUAUUUUUUCAGUGUGUCUCAUCUACAAACAGAAAUCAUGGUCUACAAAACUCGGUUUGCAUAGUAUCAUUGUAUUGAUAACAAAGUGAUAAUUUACAAUCAAUAAAUAACAUUAAUUUUACUUUCAUUCCAACAUUUUGAAGUUGAAACUUUAAUCUAGCCAUUUAAAGGGUAUAAAUGAUAUUUCUUUAUGCUGGGUUAUUUUAUUUUUUUAUUUUUUUUACAAUGAGCUAUCUUUAGGGUUAUUAAAUAUAGAUUUUAUAUCGAGGGCUUGAAAUACUGAUGUGGAAGUCACCGUUUUGCUCAGCAGUAGUGCUGUUGCUGUUUGUUUACAAAAAUACAGCACAAAAAUAGCCAAAGUUAUUCAUUUUAAAGUCAUAAAUAAAUUUGUUUUGCAAGAAUAUUCUUACACAAAAGCACAAAAUGUUCAAAACAUUGUAGCAACCUGCUCCAGAAACAAAUCUUGAAAUUGCUGAUUGUGAAAUAGGCAGCAGUAAUUAAAUCUGCACUGAUCAUUUUAAAGAUAUUAAAGAUAAAGAUAAAGAUAUUACAUUACAUUACUUCCAGUGAAAGCAAACAGUUGAUAUGUUUUUGGUUUCAUGCAGAAUAAAUGUUACUUUCACUUCAGAUCUUUCACAACACAUGACUGUGGGCUAAACAGUACAUAUCAGUGUUCUUGCUGACUGAUGUACCAUAAAGCUGACGCAGGCUAAAGCUUGUUUACUUUGACAUUUUGUACUUUUAGUGUAAGGGUCCUCUCUGCUACACACUAGGUGAUUUUGUUUAGCUUAAACAAAAACAUUAAUGCCUGUAAGAAAUCCACAUGUUUAACUCAAACAAACAAAAAAGUUCCUUAUUUGUAUAGAGAACAAACAAGGCCAUUGUUUUUUGCAAGAAACAUCUAGCUGGAUAUAUGGAGUCCUGCAGGUAUCACUAUCAUUAUCAUUAUUCAAAAUGAAGUGAAAUAGCAGAAUAACGUUAUAUUGAAAAAUAUGUCUCAACACCAUGUAAGCCACAACCUGCAGUAUACCCACAUAUAUUUGAACAAAAUUAAAACUUUAUUAAAACCAAGAGUACAAUUUUGACUGUCAUUAACAACUUUCAUGGAUUAUUAGACACUUCUUUACAGUCACAUGUGAACAUGAGCACAAAUGGUCAGCACAGGAGUGUUGUCUUCAUCCAGAAUGGGGAAAAAAGGACAGAUUAAAUAAUGUAUGCUGAGAAAAUUAAUUCAUUUUAGUGUUGAAAUUACAUUACAGGGUUUUGUUUUUUUUGUUUUUUGUUCUUUUUAUUUGAUAAUUAGCUUUCAGCAACACCCAAAUACAGAUUUUUGUUUGGCUGCAGACCACAUUUUCUGUUACAUAAAAUGCACACCCACUAAUCCUCUAGAGCAUUAUGGGAGAGCCCUGAACAGAUGUUGGUCAGCCAUCUCAGGAUGUUUUUUGGGAUUGCACAUCUGAGAUCAUGUUCUUGGUGUAUUUCUGAGAAACAUUGUGGAUAUAUAAAAGCUGAUAUCUGCACAUGUCUUUUUGACUUAUAUUUAAACUUUGUACUUUUAUGCCAAUAAUAAAAAAAAUCUUCAUCA
Scomber scombrus (Atlantic mackerel) is the source of this 4184-nucleotide messenger RNA. It is a transcript of the gene clcc1, whose product is annotated as chloride channel CLIC-like 1. NCBI's taxonomy places the organism in Eukaryota, Metazoa, Chordata, Actinopteri, Scombriformes, Scombridae. The transcript has 10 exons. Bases 759 to 2294 code for a protein of 511 amino acids. Gene Ontology annotation, molecular function: chloride channel activity. The record is from RefSeq and is a predicted model, not a curated record. Gene Ontology annotation, cellular component: endoplasmic reticulum; membrane.